Messenger RNA from Haliotis rufescens (red abalone), 2227 nucleotides. RefSeq names its product peroxidase-like. NCBI's taxonomy places the organism in Eukaryota, Metazoa, Mollusca, Gastropoda, Lepetellida, Haliotidae. Gene Ontology annotation, biological process: response to oxidative stress. Bases 223 to 2097 code for a protein of 624 amino acids. The record is from RefSeq and is a predicted model, not a curated record. The transcript has 12 exons. Gene Ontology annotation, molecular function: heme binding; peroxidase activity.
GUUAUCUCGUGGGUUAUUUGGUAUACAGCGGUUGAUCCAGACUUUUCCGUGAUGGCGAUGCCACGAUAGCAUCAGCCCCGGGGUCCUGAUCAUUGACAGAGGGCAAACACUACGAUUAGAUGGUCUUGCAGCUCUAUAGAUAUAUAAAUAUCUGGGACAGUUUUAAACGUUGCCAAUUACCAGUGAAGCCUCGCGGAGCGCCUCAACGUGUGCUGUCCCACUAUGGCUGUCCAUUUACCUGUGCGGCUUAUUCCUUUGAUCUUCAUCUACCUGUGCAGCGUGUUGGAUGUACGUGGGGCGUCAACCGUCAGUAGACUACAUUACUACGACCAGGUGGCAUGUGGACUGAAGCAACCAGACCGCCUGCACUACUGGUGGCAACCAAGACGCUCUCCGCCAUGUUCAAUGGACAUAUCGUGUGACCCCCACGCCCGAUAUCGGACUUUCGACGGCUCCUGCAACAACCUUCGUCGUCCUCAGUGGGGAAUGGCGGGUUUCGCCUUCGACAGACUACUCCACGCCCAGUACGAUGAUGGUUACUAUUACCCUCGGACCACGGGGGUGGAUGGCCGUCCUCUCCCAUCCCCUCGAAUAGUGUCCACCUUUAUCCACAAAUCGGACUCUGAAACGACCAGACUUGUCAGCUUGAGCAACAUGUUCCAGGUGUGGGGGCAGUUCUUGGACCACGACCUCACCUUUACCCCCAUGCAGAGAGAUGCAGAUGGAAGUGCUUUCAAAUGUUGCUCUGAUUUCCAAAACCAGGUCGGGCCCGGUCACUACCAAGGGGGUCCGUGUUUCAGCAUUCCUGUUCCACCCUUUGAUCGCUACAUGACCCGGAAGUGCAUGUCUUUCUCGAGGUCAACGACAGCGCCAAGGGAAAAGUCUUGCGGAAAACGUUAUCGUGAGCAGGUGAACGGGGCUACAGCCUUUGCUGACGCUUCAAAUGUUUACGGGACAAACGAAAAAGACGCAGAUGCUCUCAGAACAUUUACAGGCGGCAUGUUGAAGACAAGGCAAAAUGACAUGCCCCCAGCGACAAGUGACAACACCACCUGCUUCCGCAUCGAUCCUAAGGACUAUUGCUUACUUGCUGGGGACAAGCGCUUAAAUGAACACCCAGGUUUGUCGGUCCUGCACGCGAUAUUCCUGAGAGAACAUAACAGGAUUGCAAUAGAACUGUCCCUCAUCAACCCCCACUGGGACGAUGAACGCCUUUUUCAGGAAACCAGGAAGAUCCUAGCUGCCCAAAUGCAGGUCAUCAGUUACUGGGAAUGGCUGCCACCGCUGCUAGGACCAGAUGUGAUGAGAUUCUUUGAACUCGAUUUGACCAUUCCGUUCACGUAUCGCCCGGAAGUGAACCCCACAGCUGUCAAUUCCUUCGCUACUGCUUCAUUCCGCUAUGGCCAUUCUCAAAUUCCAGACGUUUGGACAGUUGGGAGGGAGAAAAUUCCUCUCCAUGCUAUGUUCAAUCGGCCUUUUUUUGUUCUUAGAGGCAUGUCUGAGGGGUUGGAUGAUGUCCUGACGGGGAUGGUCUCUGACACAUCCCAGAGAACUGACGUUUUUUUCAGUAACGGCGUUAGUGAUCAUCUGUUCGAGAAGGCAGACAGGCCGCCACUUGAUUUGGUUUCUCUGAACAUAAAUCGAGGCCGCGACCAUGGACUGCCUCCUUACACGGCCUUUAAGUCGUUCUGCGCGAGGCUUCUGGGAAAUACUCCAAGAUGGCCCACUAACCUGUACGCGGCCAUGAUAAACAUAUACAGAACCAUUGGGAACGUGGACGUAUUCUCCGGGGCUGUGAGCGAGAUACCACUGCCUGGGGCUCAGGUGGGGCCGACCUUCGCCUUUAUGAUUGGUCUACAAUUCCAUCGCUUCAAGUGGGGAGAUCGCUUCUGGCAUCAGACUGCUGAUGAGCAUAUCGGCUUCACACAUGCACAAUACCGGGAAAUACAGAAAAUUCGACUGUCAAGAGUGUUUUGUGACAAUUCUAACAUCAGGGGAUUUCAGCCGAACGUCUUCAAAGUUGAAUCAGGAAGUAAUCCAAUUAUCGACUGUUCCCAGCUACCAUCUAUGGAUCUUACGCAAUGGGCAGAGCACUGACGUCAUAAUGACGGCGUACAUGUGCCAGACGUCAAUUUGCCUUGACACAUUGUUUUGUGGGGCUUUGAAAGCUUUUAUCCAAAAUGUUAUUUGGUUGAUUUCAAAAGACAUAAUAAAUGGUACAUUCGGA